AUGGGAAAGGUAACACGCUAUGAAGACCUAAGAUAAUAAAUAAUAAAUCCAAUAGCAUGUACAGACAUGCAAAACAAAUGAUUCCAGUAGCUUUAUCUGGAUAUUGCAAUACACAUAGCGCUCCCAGAUAUGUCUGGACAUUACCAGGUUCUUAUUAGAGUCUUGCAUUCUUUUCAACAUAAUGCCAUGAUAAUAUAGCAGUUUAUUCACUACACUGGGACUUGUCAAGAAUUAAAUUUACACUUUGGAUAAUAAACCCCAUAGUACCUUCUGGUCUCUUAAGAGAAAUAUCAAGUACAAAAUAAAAAAAUGCAAAAAAUUACAAUAGAUUUUAAUAUUAAAAUAGUCGUAGUAAAAAAGAAAAAAAAAAGAAAGAUAAAGCCACUACAUCAUUUUCAAUUAGAAGUAAUAUUACAUAAUUCAUAUUUAUAUUAUUAUAUGAAAUAAUAAUAUUAAAAUGUAAAACAAGCACAACAAUUAUAAACAUUUGGAAAAUGUAAAAUAGGUAGAGAUAAGGAAAUAUAAAAAUAUCAUUCAAUUUGAACAAUAGUUAAUGUAUCAAACUGAUCCACGAAAAGCAUAUCUAAUAUUUACUUUCUAAGCAAUAUUUAUAUAUAGGGUAGUGGAUGCAUGGAAUGGCCUUCCAGCUGAAGUGGAAGAGGUUAACACAGUGAAGGAUUUUAAGCAUACGUGGGAUAGGCAUAAGGCUAUCCUAGCUAUAAGGUAAGGCCAGGGACUAAUGAGAGUAUUUAGAAAAUUGGGCAGACUAAAUGGGCCAAAUGGUUCUUAUCUGCCAUCAUAUAUUGUGUUUCUAUGUUUCUAUAUCUGGCAUGCUGUCAAACUGAGCUUAAACUAACUUUUGUUUCGAUUGCAGAUCAUUUUCUACGAGGACAGAAAGUUCCAGGGUCGUUCCUACGAGUGCAGCAAUGAUAAUCCAGAUCUGCAGUCUCACUUCAAUACCUGUAACUCUGUCCGUGUAGAGAAUGGCUGCUGGAUGCUCUACGAGCGCCCCAAUUAUACAGGGAACCAGUACUUCCUAAAGAGAGGGGAGUAUCCAGAUUACCAGCAAUGGCAAGGUCUCAAUGACUCCAUCAGGUCAUGUCGCUUGAUUCCAGAAGUGAGUGAUAUGGUUUUUUAUGUAACAGUCAUUGUAUUAUUAUACUUAUAUAUAAAAUGGAACAUACACAGUUUGCAUGCUUCUAAUCAUUUUUCAUCAAUAACCUCUUCAUAGCAUAUUAUACUAAGUCAAUUAAGUGCUACAUGCCUAUGUAUCAUUCUUUUUGAUGACUUACCCUAAGCUUCAUCAUCCUUCAAGAUGACCACUAGUAGUAAGUAUAUAAUGCCAACAUAUUCUACAACACUUCACAAUUACAGAAAGUAGAUAUCUGACAUACAGAGACAAGAGGCGACGAAGGCCCUGGUCAAAGAAACUUAAAAUUUAUGACGAUGAUAUUGUUAGGUGCCUUGCCCAGGGACACUUACUGGUAAGGUGUUCUGACCAGAAUUUGAGUGUGGAUUUCCUGGUUCAAAGGCAGUGAUGUUAUCUCUAACCAGGUGAUAUAAGAUGUAAGAUUUGUUGCAAAACAUCUCUACAGGGUUAUUCACUAAGCUCUGAAUGUUCAUGAAUGAAAUAUGAAUGGAAAUACUGAAGCAAAAAUAGUUGAUCUGGAAUAAUUCUCCAGCUAAGUCAUAGUCGCAACUUGGCUUUUUUUGACUCUGCUUUGCCAUUUGAAUAUAAUUUGCAAAACUUCUGAAUUUAGUGAAUAAGCUUGCCUCGAUACUAACUGUUCAUUUUGGGCCAGUCACAUGCCAGGUUCAUCACGAUAAAGUGAUAUUUGCCUGACUAGGCCCAGAAGGGGAUAAAUAUUAAUCAUGGGGAAUUGGGUGCGUAGUUUCAUUGGUGGUUGGUGGUUUUGUACAAUUAUAAUUUUGUAUUUUCAAAAGUUGUAAACCAUUAAUCUUCUUUAAAAUCACAAAUAAUUAGUGAGCCAAUAAAACAAUUAAUGAAGUUAAAUGGAGAAUAUUAAUAAUUAUAAUUAAGUAGUGCAUGUCAAUGUAUAUAUAUAUAUAAAUAAAUAAAUAAAUAAAUAAAUAAACAUAUAAAGAUAGCACAUCAGGGACUAAGAAGUGCACAGAGGAUCAAUGUUUCAGUUCUUCUUCAGUUCAGUGCCUACUUUCCUUUACGUAUAUUUCAAGAUAGGUAAAUAUACAGCCACACAAACACACACACAGUUUUAAAUGAGUGGAAAAAUAUGUAUAUAACAAAUGUGUCUGAGAAUUAAAUUAAUUAUGCAAGUUAAUAACUGAUCUCAGAGGGUAGCAAGUAAGUAUUUGAAAUAUAUUGAUAAAUUCAGAGGCAAAAAUCAUCAGUAGACUUAAGAGCACCUAAUUUUGAUUCUAAUAUGACAUUAAAAUCAAUGUAUUGUGUUAUGUUUGUAUAAAUUACAUUAGGUUUUUGAAUUUAUUUUCUUUCUUUCUUGUUUUCACAGCAUCUGGGAUCAAGUGCCCAUAAAAUAAAGGUUUAUGAACGAGAUGACUUCAAAGGAGAAAUGAUGGAGUUUUUGGAAGAUUGCCCUAAUGUUUACGAUCGUUUCUGCUCCCAUGAUAUUCAUUCUUGUAACGUACUUGAUGGUCACUGGAUCUUCUAUGAGCUUCCAAACUACAGGGGGAAGCAGUACCUCUUGAGACCUGGGGAAUAUAGAAGAUUCACUGACUGGGGCUCCCUGACCACCAAGGUUGGCUCCUUCAGACGUGUCCUGGAACCUUAUUAA
Pelobates cultripes (western spadefoot toad) is the source of this 2771-nucleotide messenger RNA. The record is from the annotation of a GenBank genome assembly. NCBI's taxonomy places the organism in Eukaryota, Metazoa, Chordata, Amphibia, Anura, Pelobatidae.